Molecule: messenger RNA, 3003 nt
Organism: Homarus americanus (American lobster)
Lineage: Eukaryota; Metazoa; Arthropoda; Malacostraca; Decapoda; Nephropidae
Product: tRNA pseudouridine synthase A-like
Exons: 10
Coding region: 123-1592 (489 amino acids)
Biological process (GO): mRNA pseudouridine synthesis; tRNA pseudouridine synthesis
Cellular component (GO): nucleus
Molecular function (GO): RNA binding; pseudouridine synthase activity
Source: RefSeq, a predicted model, not a curated record
CAUUGGUGAGUCUCUCCCGGGGGCUGACACCUAACCUGACAUACAUAGCCUUAUUGUAUCACCAUACUGGAAGACAUUCCUUGUCUGCAACCAGACUUUGUCAGCUGACCUCACGUAUUUUAAUGGCAUCAUCAAAGGAAAAUAGUGGUGAUGGUGAAUCACUCUGUCAAGGAGUGAGUAUGAAGCGAGCAUCAGCGUCUGAAAGAACAGAAACGCAAGUGAAACGCAUUAAUUUAGAUGCUUCAUCUGAGGUUGAGGGAGGGGAGACUGUUAGAAGAAAACGAAGGAAAUAUGCUUUACUCCUCUCCUACUCUGGCAAAGGCUACUUGGGGAUGCAGAGGAACCCAGGCUACCGCACCAUAGAAGAUGACUUAUUGACAGCCAUGCUACGUGCUGACCUUAUAACUGAUGAGGGGUGUACCUGCCCACAGAUGUUUCACUUCCAGCGAGCAGCUCGUACAGACAAGGGUGUUUCUGCUGCACGGCAGGUUGUGUCACUCAAACUUCCUGAGGAUGUACCAGACAUAGCCGGAGCCAUCAAUGGACAUCUCUGUAGCCAGAUUCGUGUCAUGGCCAUUCGCCGUACCACCAAAAGUUUUAACUGCAAAUCAUGGUGUGAUUCACGCACUUAUUCUUAUCUGUGUCCCACGUUUGCGUUUGCUCCUGUGACAGAGAUGAGACAUGAGGGCUACCGCAUUACUUCAGAGGUCUUGGAACAACUUAAAACGACUUUGAGUUUAUAUAAAGGCACACAUAAUUUCCACAAUUUUACGGCCCGGAAGAAAGCCCAGGAUGCCAGUGCCAAUCGGUAUAUUAUGGACAUUGAUUGUGGACAGCCAUUUGAACGUGAAGGCUUAGAAUGGAUCACCAUCAAGAUUAAAGGACAAAGUUUCAUGAUGCACCAAAUUCGCAAAAUGAUUGGUUUGACAAUGGCCGUCACUCAGGGACUGGCCAACGCCGACAUCAUCACCAGAGCGUGGGGGAAGGACCGCGUGGAUGUGCCCAUUGCACCGGGAAUUGGCUUAGUCCUGGAGGAGCCACAUUAUGACAAGUAUAAUAAGAGAUAUGGAUCCGACGGCAUCCAUGAGCCACUGAAUUGGGAUGAAGCAGCACAGAAGAUUCAGGAGUUCCGUGAAUUAUACAUCGAUUCCUCGAUAGUUAAAACAGAGAUCAAGGAGAAGCCAAUGCUGAAAUGGUUGGCAACACUACCUCUUCACAAUUUCAACAUAUCUGAGGCCUCGAAUGGGAAUGAUGAUCAGCUAGAGAGCUCAAAUGGAAGAACCCCGUUAGGGCGUGCAGCAUCAAGAUUGGAAAAUUACCGAGGAGCUGGACACCAGGACAAGGGAAGUGAUGAUGAAGCUGAGGAUGAAGAUGAAGGAGACCUGGAGCAGUAUCGAGUGGUCCCUGUGAUGAAGGUGGCAGAAGCAGCACCACAUGGAACAGAACAAUGCAUAAAUGGAACUAACACUCAUAUUGUGAAUGGUGUCGAGAGAGACGAUGCAAGCAUAAUUAAGACUGGGAAGAUUAUUAGUAAUGGAGAUGAGGAACAGAGCCCUGAUACUAAAGAUCAUUAUACAGAAAAUAUUGGGUAAUACAACGAUAUUUCAGAUUUUAGGUAAUGUUUAUGUACAAGAAAUUUUAUUAAAAGGGUACUAUCACUUGGUGCAGGCUAAGGAGAUGAGUAGUACAUCAUUUACUCAAGUAACCCAAAGAAAUACUGCCUUGGAAGAAGCAGAAGCAUUCUCAGAAGGAAGGUAUUCUUUUGUCACUAAUUUCUCCUGGGUUCAUGGUGGGGAAUUAGAGGCAUAGUUGACAAAAAGCUGUAGUACUAGCCUUCUUAGACUGCAUGUAAAUGGAAAUAUGAAUGAUUUAAAAUGAAAGUUUAUACAUUUUCAAAGACAUUACAAUUAUGCGUUAAUAUGUGGUUAGAAAAUAAAAUAUAAACUGUCAUAUACAAUAAUACUGAUUUACUGUAAUAAAUAUACAUUUACUUUAAAAUUAAGGCAGUUUAUAUAAAUAAAUUCCUACUGUUAUGAUUGAUUCAGAAGGUAUGUUUAUAUGUGCUUAAAUAUAUAAAAAAAAAUUAAUGAAAAGCAAAGCAUUUUCUUUAUUCACUGAAACAAACUUAUACAGUACUGUUGGUGAUGACAAGAGAAACAAUGAAAGUACAAGUACAGUACAGUAUUCAUAGUACACAAGUUACCGGUAUUUAGGUUGUUUUAGAUAAUGAGAUUCAUUUUUUGCAUUAGCUGUUACUGUUGGACCUGUUGGUGAAGCAGAUUAAUAACAAUGAAAUUUUGUAGCUCUGCUGAAACUGGUGAGCGAAAGCUACAUUCUACAGUACUUCCAUUAAGGAUGAGUGACCUAGUACAGUAUUUUAGAGAUAAAUCAAAAGAGCAUUAUAUACGUAGUUGAACAAACAUCACAAAGUGGUGCAAUAUACCUCACCACAUUUUUAUCAAUGUAUGGUGAAGUUUCCUUGAAAGGUUCGUUAGCUAAAGCCAUUUCUUCAUGAUAUAUUGAUUAUGAGCAGAAAGGAACAAGCAGAUAGUGCUCAUGCAUGACAAAUGAGAAUACCCCUCUGUCCAAGGUUGAGCCAAGGGGUAAAAAUUAUUGAAAACUCUGGAUACUAUCACUGCAAACUAUGUCCAAGUAAUUUCUUCAGCUCUUCAAAAACUUAAAGAAGAUUUUGCCACAACCUGUACUAUCAAUCAUCUUACACAACUUAUCUUGUGAUGUUCCAACAAUUGAUUGCCUCUUCGUUAAAUUUUUUCAAAGUUUGUACACAUUUUCAACCCAUGUGUUGUCAGAAAAAAUUUGCUCCACCUAAUUUGUCUGAGCCUUUGGCUACUAGCCAGUCUUGCUGCUUGUGUGAUAAUACUGUAUAAGAAAUUAUUUGUGAUUCCUCUGUUGAACUAUAAACUGAAUGUUGUGCAAUGUUAAUUAAUCCUUGGGACUGACAGUGUCAUGGUUUUGCCUAUCGUAGUGGUGUAAAAGUGGAUU